GAAGUAUGGAGGAGGCGGGGAGCGGGGGCCCGAGGGGGUUCGAAGGUGCAUUCCAAAGCGGAACGCCUCGGAGUAAAGGUGGAGGGUCCCGCGCGUUCGCCCCUCGGCCGACAUACACCGUAUUCCACAGUUCGACGUGAGCGGCUGAAAUACGUUGCGAACGUUUUGAAACAAGUAGAGCGAACGAUGAGAGACGUCGGGGCGGCGGAUCGUUAGACGUGCGUAACUUGUGCGAAAAGUAGUUGGCUUCACCGCCGUACGCGAAUGUGAUAAAACGAUAAAAUAAUCGGUCCGCCCCUGGACGGAGAUCGCGAGCCGUGAUCGGUAUAAUCAAUGAAAGAGUACGUCUCGUUGCGUCCGGCAGCUGUACGAUCGAGAGAGAGGCGAGCCGCCAGUUUCUGAUACCGAGGAUCGAAAGCGAACGUUGUAUCCUACGGAGAAGUGAGCGAUCCAAACACAAUGGGGAAUUCGCCGAUCUUCCCGAGAUCGAUGGAAAAACUUCGAAGGAUUUCGUUCUGCUGGGAAUAUCGGAGCGCGUGAAGUGCGAAGGGAAUGGCAGUGCGCGAUCACUUAUUUCUUACGAAGGGAUAAACCAGCGUACGAAAAACGAUCGAAGGAUCGAAGGAGAGGAGCGGAGUUCGGCUCCGGUUUCCUACCGGCCGUACUGGUCGGCGAGAUUAAAAUUUAGCGAUAUGUGAUACGGAAGAGAUUGGCGUCGUCUCGUCGUAGGAUAUUUGCCGCGACGAUCGACGUGCGGGGGGCUACCGUAAAACGAUAAUAAAAUUCCUUGAAUUAGAAGCUCGUCGAUUGGAUUACGACGACGAAUCGACCGCAACGAUUGGCCGAGCGUUCCUCGCCACCUGCGAAUUGUAAGUGAAAUAAAGGUGGGUUUAGAAGGAAAAAAAUUAGCUACGGGCCACGGCGUUCUCACAUACCUGUGUAUAAUGAACCCCGCAUUGUAGCGGGAUGAAUAAAUGAAUAUCCGCGGCUAAUUAAGCCGCACCGACUCCCGUGCGGACAGAUGUGUUUCGAAAAUAGAGGAACGGUCGCCGCGCGGUAACGAGGCGACGCGACCGCGUUUCGAGUAAAUUUUGAAAAAUCGUUUAAUCUCCUCGUCCCCCGCUGCGACUUUAGACCCAUUCUCCGUAUAGUUUACCGCAGUUUGCACAGCUGACCUUUUCGAGUCGGCCCUUCCCCUCCCCCUCCCCUCCCCCUCCUCCGAUCUACCUGCGUUCGCGCUACGAGCUACCCUCGAAUUCGGAAUGUGGGUGAAAAAGAAUUUCACCGUUCGGUUCGAUCGGUCAUCGGGAGUAAAUGCUCCGUUGACUCUUUGAAAUACGGGGAUACCUGCGGCGAGGAAAUAACGAAAUAGAAAAUAACAGUCGACGGUCGAUUUGUCGGACGUGCGUGACGCCGAGUCCGGUUACUUUAACCCCGAAGGUUCACCUGACCGUGAAUGAAUCGCGAAUACCUCCGGUAGAGUAAUUCGUCAAUUUUUUUCUCAUCCUCCGCAGGCUACGGCCGAACGACAUCGUAGGAAAAAAUGUCGUCGCAGCAACGAUCAUCCCCCGAGUCGGAGCUCGCCCCCGAGGGUUCCCCUCACCCCUGCCAAUGCUCGGCGAUGUCGUCGGUGGACUCGGUCAGGGCCCAACGCGACAAAAUCGAACGGGGUCUGAUGAACACCCGUCAGGAUCAUCCGCCACGCGUCUUCGACGGUAUUCCAACGGCCUUCGUACCGAUAAGGAGAAACGAGAUGGCGUCUAUGGUGUCCGGCGACAACCAACAGCUGCAGAUCAACCAAAUCGAGCAGAGCCCGAUGGGCUCGCAACUGCAAAAUUCCAGCCCGAGAUCACCCGGCUCCGUGUCGACUCGCCGUCUCGCCAACGCUCCCUGCAGUCCCCGAAAUUUGGACCUCUCGCGAAAUCUGGCCUUCGAGGCGGCGAGGAAGGUCCACGAGUCGUCCUCCUCAUCGCCCAACGACAAUCAAGCGAGCCCUUCGCCCUCCAGUCCGAGUCCCAUGGAGCCGAAGGAGCUCGAGAAAUCGGAGCAGCAAACGAUCGGCCAGAAACCACCGACCGCCGGAUUCCUGAUCAAGGACAAGGUGAAGAACAUCCAGCAGAUACUGAGCCCUUAUCAGCACAAUCACGAGCAGAAUAAUCCGACGGAGAGGAAUCUCCACGGUCAAUUUCACGUGAACGACUCCCACCUCCACAAACACGCCGACAAUUACCGUGGCACGGUGAACCUCGACGGCAACGAGGCAGCUCUCAUCGCGUUCCAACGUCAGCAGCACCACUCCCAUCAUCACCACGUCAGCCCGAAGAUAUCGAACGUGAAUCAUCACCACCCCCAUCCUCAGUCGAUCAUCGGGCAUCACCACGUCAACGCCGCGGCGGUCUUCAACGAUCCCCUGGCACAUCACCACGGGAAUUCCGGACCUCUGAGCGCCGCUACCUCCUCCAAUUCCAGCUUGAUAAAUCACCCGCAUGGAAAUUCACCCAGUGUCGUUCAGCAGCAACAGCAGCAACAGCAACAGCAACAGCAACAGCAACAGCAGCAGCAGCAACAGCCGCAACAACAGCUGUCCCCUCCGUCGAUGAUAAGCCACCACCACGCCAGUUCCGGCUUAUCCUCGGAAUCCUCGUCUUCGAACGCGAACGCGAGGACGCACAGCAGGCUCGACCACGUUCACGAUCUCCAUCACGGUCAUCAUCAGCAGCAACAGCAAGCGCAGAACCUCCACCCCCAUCCCGGUCCCAUGCCGGAAGCGAGGCAGAGGACGCCCUCGAGUUUGGAACAUCAUCCCCAUCAUCACGGUCACAUCCACAAUCAUUCCCACACCCACGGGAAUCAGUCGUCGAGCGAAAGUAAGAGCGUUCCGUUGAUCGGCGUGGGCACUAUGCAGCAGGUCAAUUCGCCGGCGAAAAGCAAGUGCCAGUGUCACGUGGUUCAGCACGAGGACGAGGGCAACAAAAGAGGCUCCGAGGACGAGUGCGACGAUAACGAGAUUACAUCUAGGACGCAUCAGCCCCCCGCACUGCCCCCGAGACCACCGCCAAGGCCGACCAGACACUACGCGACGUCUUCCUCCAGCCACCGUCACUCGAGCGAGGGUGGAUGUUGCAAGAAGUACGUGGUCCUCUGUUGUCUGUGCGGCGGUCUCAGCGCGGCCGUGGGAAGUCUAUUUCUGGCGGUGCACGCGAUUUUAUCGUCGAACACCGCGAGUCUGGCACUAUUCGAAACCGUCCCAUCGUACAUACCGGGCACAAUGUUGAUUCUGAUGGGUCUCUUCACCAUGCUGCUGGCGAGACGCAAACUCCGUUACGGUCUUCUCAUGAAAGUUUGCGGAUCAGUCGGCGUGGUUUGCGCGUUGGUCUGCGUCUUGGUUACCGUGACGACGACCGUGGUCCACAUGUCGCGACUUCAGGGAUUGCGCGAAUGCGUCUACACGGCGAGAGCCAGAUCUUGCACCUGUUACGGUACACCCCUGUCGCGGGGAGAUCCGGGUGUGUUGUUCGAGGGUACUCCGCACUGCGAGGCAGUCCACGGAGCUCUGUACGCCUGCCUCCGCGCCUUGUUCGGCGUAUCGGUGGCGGGUAUCCUCGCCUGCAUAUUCUCCUGCAUGUUGGUCUACCAGCUCCUCAGUCACGAGAAGAAGAAGAUGUACUGGGAGCAGUUGGAGUUGAGAUGCAGGUCGCUCUACGGGCAGGGGGGAUCCGUCGGUCAGACGACCGGCUCCUGCGGAUGCUGCAACGAUUGCGGGGGCGCGAGUCCCUGGUGGGCGCAGACUCCGGGGAAUCUUUACACACCGAAUCCGGACCUGGCGCCCGCUAGACGCUGGCGCCUGCCCUGGUCCAGAUCUCGAGGCCCGGCGCCCAGUCCGGAUUCUAACUACGGUUUUCACGCGCCCUCUCGUCAGGUGGAGUCCAACGUCGAGCCGGCCGGUCCCUACAGCGUACUGAAUUCCCAGAACGCCGGUCCCUAUUCGGUUUUGAACGCCCAAAACGGACCCUACACACCCAGCACCGCUUCCUACAGCGUUCUGGAAACUCCCGUACCCCUGUGGGGACCACCGCCGCCCUACAGCGAUCCGAACAGCCCCGCGAGAAGACCCCAGGUGCCGGAACCGCGGCCGAGAUUGGCCAAGAGGCUGGAUAACUACGAGGGGGCGAACGAUGAUCACAGACCUCGAGCGACGAAACGUUCCUCCGGCAACUACGAGAACGCCGAGGAGAUAUCGAACAGCACGGAUCCCGAAGGAGGCAACGAAGGGACGAUGAAGGGGAGGCGCGCCAGGAAGCCUCUGAAGGGCGUUGAGAACGGUGCGUUCCAACAGGAACCGACAGCUUUACCAAAACAAUCCGAGAGCGAGCUUUACUUCGGCGACGUGUCUUCCUGCUGCGGUCCGGAGAGCAGUUUUUACGAUCUGGCCGUCGACAAAGACGGUGCGGAGAGCGCGGAGGGCAUCGAUUAUCUGGCCGCGCGUUUGGGCAAACGUCAGUUGUCGAAGAGAUCUCGACUUCCGCUUCCUCUUCCGGCAGACGGUGCGGACACCGCGUCGGACAGUUACGCUAACAGCGACGAGCCACGGAACGUACGAGGUCCGUUUUUGGCGCCCGAUGCCCAAUACGAAGUCAUCCAACAGGGUAGGUACGCCUACUACACCCCCCGCGUGGAAGAGACCAAUCAGGAGAGUCCCACGGCGUCGGGUUACUUUCGCGACGAACAAUUUUCGCACGGCGAAGAACCCGAAAGAGAAAGAGUCAGGGUUGCUGUCGGGGACAGGGAAUACAGGGAGGAGGAAACGCCCCAAUGUUGUCUCAGCGAUUCCACGACUCUGGACUCGGGUUGGCAGAGUGCCGAUCAACCGCAGUCCGACGACAGCGUGAGACCUGUCAACGUUUGAAGAAUUACCUCGGUAAUUCUGUCUCGGAGAAAUCUAUCGCGCCCAGUCUUGCCUCUUUAUUUUAAGAUUAUUAGAUUAUUCUUAUUAUUACUAGUAUUAUUGUUACUGACAUUGUUAUUAUUUCAUGGCAACUGUCUUUGGGAGGAGAUGAAACGUGAAAUUAAAAAACGAGAGUAAUGUACAAAUAUUUUCGCUUUACAUCCUGAGGGAAUUACUUAUGUUGUAGGUAUAUUUAUAGGGUUCGUUUUUAAUUAUAGGGUCAAUUUUUCAUGAAAUCUUUGACUAAAGAUAUUGUUACUAUUCUUAUUUAAGUAUGACACCGCAACUUUGACAGUUACGCGAUCCUCGCCGCAUCCCCGGUGUGGUAAUAUUUAUACGUAGAGAUUACUUCGUAAUUUCAUUUUAAGGAAUUAUUAAUUUUUCAUUCACGGAGACGAAGAGAGCAGAGAAGCGGGAUAUUAUUGAGAUGGGAGAGGGGGAAGGAGAAGUGCACUAAAGGACCAAGGACAAUACCUAAUUGUAUAAUGCGAUAUUCUAUAUAACGUAGAUCGAUCAGACUAGAUUAGAUAAGAAAUCAAUGAAUAUAUUAUCUAAUUUUAUCACGACGAUGAGUUGAUUAUAUAUAAUAAUUGUUACUGUGUACUAUAUCGGAAUAAGUGAUGACGAAGAUCAGCCGGUAAGAGCUGUUCGGGAUAUUAUUGAAAGAGAUACGUGUGUGUGAUUAAGUGAUAGAAGAAAUAAAAUACAAAAAAUAUUUUAUGAAUAUACUUACGUAAAAACUGCUGCGAGCGAAAUAAUUCAAGUUGAGAAGAAAAAAAAAAAAAAGAGAAACAAAAACUGACAAAUAAAUUCACGAUCUAACGAUCAAAGGUCGUAUACGUGUACGCGCAUGAUGUAUCUACUGUAAUGAAUAAUGAAUGAUUGACAAAUAAUGAAAAAGUCUGUAUAGGCUAUAUAUAGCAUAUUAAUACCCAAUGUAUGGGAGAACCCGACAAUUAGAUAAUCGAAAUUAUAUACAAAGAAAAAAAAAUAGCGUUCUCAAGUAUAGCGUAACCUGAAGUACCGAUGAUAACGAUGAUAAUAAAAUAAAAAGCCUUGUUAUGUGAAAA
Messenger RNA from Athalia rosae (coleseed sawfly), 6015 nucleotides. RefSeq lists its product as uncharacterized. The record is from RefSeq and is a predicted model, not a curated record. Bases 1544 to 4906 code for a protein of 1120 amino acids. NCBI's taxonomy places the organism in Eukaryota, Metazoa, Arthropoda, Insecta, Hymenoptera, Athaliidae. The transcript has 9 exons.